Molecule: messenger RNA, 1869 nt
Organism: Brenthis ino (lesser marbled fritillary)
Lineage: Eukaryota; Metazoa; Arthropoda; Insecta; Lepidoptera; Nymphalidae
Source: the annotation of a GenBank genome assembly
AUGUCCAAAAAUUUUUUUUUACAAAUACAAAAAAUCCCGAAGAAGUUAACAAAGCAAGUAAAGGAAGAAGAGAAGAACGAAAGAAAAAAGUAUUAUGCAGUUGAAGACAUACAUGUAGCAGGCCUCGGAGGAAGUAUAAAAUGUAGGUUGAACGGCGCCGAGGAUGCGCGUGAAAUACGUGAACAAAUAUUUAUAUCAUAUAUGGCACAAGACAAAAUUACAAAUGUCAGACGCGGGUACGCCCGCAUUGAAGCUAUACGAGCGGCGCGAGGAGAAGCCUUAACCAUGCCGGAGCCCGGUGCUCCGCCCCCGGACAGAUACAACUCUGUAUACUUGACGCUGUUUGUUGCAGGAGCUGCUUUUUUACUGCCAUUUAAUAGUUUCAUAAUGGCCGUGGACUACUUCCAACAUCACUAUCCGAAAUCUGCGAUCAUGUUCGACAUGUCGACGGUGUAUAUCGUAUCGGCAUGCGUCGCUGUCAUUACUAACAACCUACUUCUUGACCUAUUUACUUACAAUACCAGGAUAACUUUUGGAAUACUACUUUCUCUGGCAACGAUGCUCUUCGUGGCGUUGUGCAACAUCGGCUGGGACGGCUUCUCCUUAAGUGUAUCAUAUACAAUCAACUUAGUCGCUAUAGGGGUCGUUGCUUUUGGGUGUACUGUGCAGCAAGCCUCGUAUUACGGCUUCACUGGAUGCCUUCCACCUCGAUACACACAAGCUGUAAUGGCGGGAGAAAGCGCGGCUGGUUUCUGGGUGUCCAUAGAUAGAAUAGUUACUAAAUAUGGAUUCAGUCAGCCAAAACGCAGUACAUUUAUGUUUUUCGUGUUUUCCAUUCUGAUAUUGCUUGGGCACUCUAUGUUGCACCAUGUGAUGAUGCGGCAUCCUCUCGUACAACAUUACUUACGUCUAACUAAUGAAUCUCGACAUCGACGACGUAUACAGCUCCAUUUGAAUCCGACUGAAGAUGCUACUCUGAUGGAGAGCGAGGCCGGUGAAGCUAGUUACGGUGUACUGAAGCUUCAAAGUCCAGCACCAUCUACAGGAGUAGGUGAAGCAGAGAAUACCUUUAGUUUCGCAAACCCUGUCUACUCACCCACGGCUCCUGCACCUGUGCCUCUAGUGUCACCCCCAAGCGUAUCCGAGCAAUCUACUUCACCAUUGGCAACUCUAAGAACACCAAGGCCCUCUUACAAAGUGGAAGAUGUGGUUUUCGAGGCGCCUGAAAGACCAACGUCUUGGAGGAACUUCAAACGUGGUGUCCUGGCACGAUGGGCUGUAGCUCGCGCUAUUUAUCCUUAUAUGGUCUCCAUAGGACUGGUUUACUUUACUACACUUAGCUUGUACCCAGGAAUUGCGUCUGAAGUGCCAUCAUGCCGAUUAGGAUCAUGGAUGCCUAUUAUACUAAUGUCAUCGUUCAAUCUGUUCGAUUUUAUUGGAAAAAUAACAGCGGCCUGGCCAUACGAGUGGAGUCGCAGUCAACUGUUGAUGGCUAGUGGCCUCCGUCUGCUGUUGGUUCCUCUUUUACUGCUGUGCGCGGCUCCGAGGCAUUCACCACAUAUAGUUGGCGAUGUUUAUCCCAUCAUGUUUUCUGUAGUUUUGGGCUUUACAAAUGGACUAUUCGGCUCAGUACCUAUGAUUAUGGCUCCAUCGCGUGUUGGAAGGGAACAUCGGGAAAUUGCAGGGAAUAUGAUGACAUUAUCCUACAACGGAGGGCUGCUCUCAGGGUCUCUCGUAUCCUACCUUUUACUUGGCAUGCUCGGGCCUCCCGCCGAGACCUGCCGCGUCUACCCCACGCCGGUGCUACCAACAAUACCACCAAUCCCACCGAACUCUGGCAAUGGCACAUUUGUUUCGACAGCUGUACAU